This is a messenger RNA of Haliotis rubra (blacklip abalone), 924 nucleotides long. Its product is annotated as C-type lectin domain family 4 member G-like. NCBI's taxonomy places the organism in Eukaryota, Metazoa, Mollusca, Gastropoda, Lepetellida, Haliotidae. The transcript has 4 exons. The record is from RefSeq and is a predicted model, not a curated record. Bases 52 to 756 code for a protein of 234 amino acids.
AGCUGUUUGUUCAUUGAAGGUAAUACGUUGUACACGCAUCAAAAGAAGGCGAUGAAGCUGGUGAUCAUGCUGUGUCUGCAGUUGCUCUUUGCGUUGUCAAAUGGAAUCCAAUCCACGUUUGAGCUACUUACACAACCCAACAACGACUUCAGCAAGUUCGGGUACCAGGAAGCGACAGUGAGUACGGGACGCCAUGAUGAAUGUGCUUCCCACUGCGCACAAAACCCAAGAUGUUCUGUCUUCAAGUACGACAUACCAGCGUCCUUGUGUACUACCCUUGUACCAGACAGGUUUAAUUGGGUCAGUGCCGAAGUUCCGAAAGCCCAAGAAAGCGUCUACGCCUACACAGAUACAGGAUGGUGCCCUGUUGAACAGGGAUACAUCUUCCUAAGGGAUAUUCAGAUGUGCAUAUGGGUCUCCUCCACAACGGCCGACAACGACACCGCCGUGAUUCAGUGUGGCCAACACGGGGGCAGACUCAUAAUCCUUUCCGACUCCAACAAAUGGGAGAUAAUAUCAAAGAUGGGUCUGGACCCACUGACUACAGGUCUUACUGUCCUAGUACGAGUCGGCGCCGAUGAUAGCACCGUGCCAGGAACGUAUGUAUGGGGAGACGGACAUCCAGUGAAUAACAGUCUGUGGAAUGUCGGGGAACCAAAUUCUUUGACCGAACACUGUGUUUCCAUCUCUAAUGGAGCACUCUAUGACAUCCCUUGCAGUAUGGAGGUGUACUUCAUUUGUGAAAUACAUAAAUAAUUAUAUAAAGUUUCUCUGAAACAGUCACAGCAGGUGCACCCUCUCUCAUCUCCCCCCAUUGUCUGUGUUUAGAAUGUUUGAUGUUAUAUAACAGACAGUCCAGUGAUCGACACUGUGAGCAUCAACCGAUGACAUGUGUCAACCAUGUCAGCUAGCCUGACCACCCGA